This is a messenger RNA of Medioppia subpectinata, 1319 nucleotides long. The record is from the annotation of a GenBank genome assembly. NCBI's taxonomy places the organism in Eukaryota, Metazoa, Arthropoda, Arachnida, Sarcoptiformes, Oppiidae.
AUUUACAUAAUGUUUAUUUAUGUUUUACAAACUGUUUCGAUGCCUUGAAUAUGGAUUCAAAUCUAAAAAUUGACUUUGAAUUACUAGACUAUGAAGACGACGAAGAAGUGUUUAAUAACGAACAGCUUCUUAAUGGCAACGAUUAUAAUCUGUUGAAGAGUCCCGAGAAGAUCACAGAAAACAGACAGCAAACAAGUUUUCGUGAUUUCCUUUUGAAACCAGAGCUGUUGCGAGCGAUCACUGACUGCGGGUUUGAGAAUCCAAGCGAAGUGCAGACCGAAUGCAUACCACAGGCAGUACUCGGCGUCGAUAUUCUCUGUCAGGCGAAGUCCGGAAUGGGAAAGACAUGUGUCUUUGUUUUGUCGACUCUCCAACAAUUGGACAUAAAGAGUAUUCAUAUAGAGGUUGUAGUGGUCGUCCACACCAGAGAGUUGGCUUUUCAAGUGGCCCGAGAGUACGACCGGUUCAGCAAAUAUAUGAACGUAGAGACGGCUCUUCUUAUCGGAGGAUAUCCGCAGCGAAUGGACGAACGUUGUCUUCGGGUUAACCGACCGAAUAUAGUGGUCGCCACUACUGGACGACUCAUAGCAUUGAUUCGCGAUAAGGCCAUUGACUUAACACGGGUUCAGCACUUUGUGAUCGACGAGUUCGACAAAAUGCUCUCUGAAAGAGACACUAUCCAACAAAUAUUAUUCAUCAAUCAAAGCAUACCGACUGAGCGACAGAUAAUGAUGUUUAGCGCCACAAUGGAUGAGAAUAUGCACAUUAAAGCCCGAAAAUUAAUGCAGAAUCCGUUGGAAGUGAUUAUCGGUGACGAUCGUAGGCUUAUUCUUCACGGAUUGCAACAGUUUUAUGUCGAAAUUCUCGAAAAAGAGAAACUCAAAAAACUUUGCCAAAUCUUAGCUAACGUUGAAUACAAACAGACAAUCAUUUUUGUGAACACAAUUCAAAGAUGCAAAGCGUUGUACGAAUCACUCUAUAGUAUGAAUAUGUCUGUCGUUCCCAUUCACUCGGCUCUAUCACAAGAGAUGCGUCUAAACAACUAUCAGUUGGUGAAGAGCUAUAGGAGACGUAUAUUAGUGGUGACCAUAAUGUUUGAUCGGGGAGUAGACUUCGAUAGAGUCAAUCUUGUGGUCAAUUACGAUAUGCCAGAGUGUAGUGACGACUAUUUGCACGCCGUUGGCAGAGCCGGAAGGUUUGGCACUAAAGGUGUCGCCAUUUCGUUUAUAUCUGGUUAUAUGGCCGAUAAGAUUCGCAAUGAAAUUCAAAGUCGAUUCGACAUUAAACUCGAUGAAUUGCCCGAAAAUGUUGCUAUUUAA